Prunus armeniaca (apricot) is the source of this 1092-nucleotide messenger RNA. Lineage: Eukaryota; Viridiplantae; Streptophyta; Magnoliopsida; Rosales; Rosaceae. The record is from the annotation of a GenBank genome assembly.
AUGGCUACUCUUAACAUAAUCGCAGCUCAUAAGCUCCCUUCACCAGCAAGCUCCUCUUUCGCUGCUCAAUCUCAGAAACCCAACUUUCUUUCACUCUUCUGUACGCAAACCUUCAGCAAGCCCGACCCAUCAAGGCUAUUGGGCUUCCCGACCCGGAAAAAACGAAACUCGACUGUUGGGUCGGUCACAGAGGACAGAGAGGUGGUUCCAUUGAAGGAAAAACAUGCAGAGGACCAAGAUAGCAGCUUAUUGGUUAAUGGGUCUGAAGAAUUUGAGGCUGUUUCAUCAUCAUCAGCUUAUUCUGAAGGCAGAGGAGAGGGGGAUGAUUUGGAUAAGCUGACCAGUAGAGCUAUUAAUGCCUUAAUUGUUCUGGGAUUUGGGACCUUUGCGGUCUCUAAGUUGCUCACGAUUGACCAUGAUUAUUGGCAUGGGUGGACCCUUUAUGAGAUACUAAGAUAUGUACCUGAACAUAAUUGGAUUGCAUAUGAACAAGCUCUCAAAGCAAAUCCUGUUUUAGCCAAAAUGAUGAUAAGUGGGGUUGUCUAUACUCUAGGAGAUUGGAUUGCCCAGUGUUAUGAAGGGAAGCCUCUUCUCGAAUUUGACCGGAAACGCAUGUUCAGAUCAGGCCUUGUUGGGUUUACUUUCCACGGAUCCCUUUCUCAUUAUUACUACCAAUUUGCUCUUUUUCCUUUGGAGGAUUGGUGGGUGGUCCCUGCUAAAAUAGCCUUUGACCAAACAGUGUGGGCGGCAAUUUGGAACAGCAUCUAUUUUGUGGUUUUGGGGUUCUUGCGUUUAGAGUCCCCAACCAAGAUUUUUGAUGAACUGAAGGCUACAUUUUGGCCUAUGCUGACAGCAGGAUGGAAACUCUGGCCAUUUGCUCAUCUGGUUACCUAUGGGCUGAUCCCUGUUGAACAAAGGCUUCUUUGGGUGGACUGCGUGGAGCUUAUUUGGGUUACUAUUCUCUCAACUUAUUCAAAUGAGAAGUCAGAGUCCAGUAUAUCUGAGGCAUCAUCUGGAGCAGAUUCUGCAUCUUCGUCAAGCAGUUCUCCUAAGGUAUGCCAUGUUAGCACCGUUACCGUAGAGCCUAUUUGA